AUGUUACGCACAGUUCUGCUUCUAGAUGGGAGCGAGGCUAUGAAUAGCUCUUCGGAUUACCUUCCCUCCUACUUGUUAGCCCUUCGACGGCCUGUUAUGCAGUUCAUCUCAGAAUAUCUAGACUCAACUCCGCUCGCCUCGCUUGGUGCUGUGGUGAUGCGCGAUAGCAUUAGUCGCCGGUUGUGUUCCUGCACCGCGAAUGCCAGCGAGAUUGUUGAAAAAUUAGAGCGAGAUUACUUUCUAUAUGGGGGUUCGGGAGCGACCUCGCUGGAAAACGGCCUACGAAUGACUUUGAGCGAGCUUGUGGACUUACAAAAGCUCGUGGAGAAGCGGUCUAGUGCGGAUGCGUCGUCGUCGGCUUCUCGCAGGCGACAGCCACAGGCAGUGCGGCUGCACGUGCUGCUGGUAACUGCAUCCGUAACGUUGAUCGAUCCGACGGAUGUGUUUCGCGUCAUUAACACCUUUCGUAAAUUUAACAUCCAGAUCGACGUUAUCACCUUCCACGGUGCCGUGCACGUGUAUGACAUGUGUGCGCGGCAAACCGGUGGGCAGCUGUACUGCCCCUUGCGGUUUGAUCACCUUUUGCGUAUUUUGCAUCAGCUUGCGGUGAACGGCGGGUACAAGGAGGAUGUCGAUCAUGGAGGGCACUGUCCGCGCCUAGGAUAUACCUUGCGUCUCGCGCAAAACGGCGUUGGCGCUGCUGCCGAGUACGGUGAAAAAAGCAGGGCUAGUCGGAAAAGUAGCCCCCAGGGAAACAACCACCACGGUGCCGAAGAAGGGGAUCAAGCUGCGAUGGUGCCUAUUGGGUUCCCCAUACUGCUGGAAAGACCUCUGAAAGGUGUCACCUCUUCGCCCAGUACGGACACAUACCUAGCAUGCCCACAGUGCCAUUUUAUUCAAACCGCCAUUCCAUCCACCUGUUCCCUGUGCAAGCUGCUUUUGUGCAAUGUUGGGAUGAUCUUCUCCACGUUUGUCGCCCACAACCAUCUCGUACCACCGUUUCGUCGGCUCCAUGAACAACAGCAGCUCCUCUCGUCAGAGGCAGCAGGGUCCUCUGUCGAGACGCUGCCUUCGAAGACGGCGGUCGUGCUUGAUGAGAAGGCCUCCAACGAGGAGGAGGAGGAGGCAAAGGAAGGGGGGAUGGAGAGAAAAGUAGUGGGGGUGAGAGGAAGUAUUUUAUGCCACCUGUGCGCUGAAGUUGUGGGGCAGUCAGGCGGCGAGGGUUGGAUGUGUGAGGCGUGCUCCAGCGUGCGGUGCGACACAUGUCAUGUGUUUGUGAUGGAGACACUAGGACUUUGCCCUUGCUGUGUUGCGUUGCAGUAG
This is a messenger RNA of Phytomonas sp. EM1, 1323 nucleotides long. NCBI's taxonomy places the organism in Eukaryota, Euglenozoa, Kinetoplastea, Trypanosomatida, Trypanosomatidae. The record is from the annotation of a GenBank genome assembly.